AUGGCCCGGAAGAAAAGAGCGCAGUCGUUAAGAAAACAACUAUUCAACAAGCAGUUGUAUGCGCGGUGGCAACAGCAGCAGGAGGAGGGCGGAGAGCGAGAUGAGAUUCAACUGAAAGACUUGAAUGCGGGAGGGGGCGAAACAUGCGCGGCGGCUAGCGGCAGGCAGGCGGCGCCCACGCUAUGGCGCCGCAUAACUGCGGCACUACGGCGAUCACAGGCGGAACCGGUAGAGUACGGGAGGCGGAUCCCUGUGGCGCUGGGACGCCGAGGGUUUGCGGAGAGCGCGGGGGGCGGGGGGUAUGUGGACAGGCGCAGCGGGCUGCCGUACAUAGGCAACGCGAUUACGUCUUCGCGGUACAGUGUGUACUCGUUUUUGCCGCGCCAGCUAUGCGCCCAGUUUUCUAAGGUGGUGAACUCGUACUUCUUCGGGAUGGCAAUCUUGCAGAUGGUGCCCAAUUGGUCCACAACGGGCCAGUACACGACGAUUGUGCCGUUAUCUAUUUUCAUGGGCAUCUCGAUUGCCCGCGAGGGCUGGGAGGACUUUCGGCGUCACAAACUAGACCGCGAAGAGAACAAUAAGCUGGUGAAGGUUUUGGCGCAAGCACACGAUUCCGAGUUUGGGGAUAACAAGGAUAUCAGCGCCGAAGCCAGGGCAGCAAGCUUCACUGACUUUGAAACUCUUCAAGCGAACCAUGGAGUUGCAGUUGUCGAAAAGCAGUGGAAGGACGUUGAGGUGGGCGAGUUUGUUUUGUUGAACCAAGACGACUGGGUCCCUGCUGAUCUCUUUUUACUUGCGACCGAUGGUGAUAACAACGAAUGUUAUGUCGAAACAAUGGCAUUAGAUGGUGAGACAAAUCUAAAAUGUAAGCAUGUCUUGCCGAAGAUAGCAUCUCAGACACGAACUGCAUCGGGGUUGGCUACGUUCCGCGGCAUGACUACUGUGGAAGAUCCUAAUAUCGACUUGUACAACUUUGAGGGCAAGAUUGAGGUUGAGACAGACAGUGGGGAGCAACAGGCUUAUUCCAUAGGGCUAGAUAAUGUCCUCUUCCGUGGGAGCAUAAUAAGGAAUACACAAACAGUGGUGGGAAUGGUGGUGUUUACUGGUGAAGAAACAAAAAUUCGCAUGAAUGCGAUUAAGAAUCCGCGCAUCAAGUCUCCAAAGUUGCAGACACAGAUAAACCUCAUUGUAUUGUUUAUGAUCCUGGUUGUUGCCAUAUUUUCUUUCUUAUCCUUCGGCCUGCAGAGGUUUUUUAAGAAUAGGGAGGUAGAUUCAGACCGCGCAUGGUAUCUUAUGAAAGUGGAUGCUGGUCUGGCACCUACGAUCAUGUCAUUUAUUAUCAUGUACAACACGUUGAUCCCUCUUUCUUUGUAUGUGACAAUGGAGAUAAUUAAGGAUAUGCAGUCGCGUUUGAUGGAGUGGGAUAUAGAUAUGUACCAUUUGGAGACCAACACUGGCUGCACUUCCCGCACAGCUACUAUACUUGAGGAAUUGGGACAAGUCUCAUAUAUCUUCAGCGAUAAGACUGGCACGUUAACUGAUAACAGAAUGAUAUUCAGAAAAUUCUCUUUCUGCGGUACAGCUUGGGAACAUGAUGUCGCCAGAAAAGAUCAGGAGACUGGCUGUUCGCAGACCAAAAAAGAUGUGGAAGUUAUUUCUGUCGAAAGUAAUAGCUUUAUUAAAAAUUUUGAGUUGAACUCAACGGACACGAGGACAUCGGUCGAAUAUAAAGGGCUUGCAUCGGCUACAUAUACUGGUAGACCAAGCAUUGCAUCCCAGAUUGAGUUGAUGAAAUUACAGCAAAACUCAGCAAACACGAAUAAAAGCUCGAGUCCAAAGAUAUCACGUUUACCGACACUCGAUAGCUCGCCCGAACCGAAGUUAAAAACUUCGCUGGAUUUGAUUAUGCAUAUACAGCUUAAUCCCAAUACCGUAUUUUCACAGAGAGCAAAGUUUUUUAUCUUAGCAUUGGCACUUUGCCAUACAUGUCUUCCAAAAAAGCGCCAAGGUGCUGAUAGUGGUGACUUCGACUCCGUUGAAUAUCAGUCUUCGUCCCCAGACGAAUUAGCAUUAGUUACUGCGGCCAGAGAUAUGGGCUAUGUGGUACUAAAUCGGAAUGGUGAUGAGUUAACGAUAAAGACGUAUCCAGACGGGUUUGAAGCUGAUUGUGUGCUUGAAAAAUACGAAGUUUUGAACACCAUAGACUUUAGUUCCGAUCGUAAAAGGAUGUCAGUUUUAGUAAGGAUGCAUCAGCACCCUGAAAAGGUGUUAUUGAUCUGUAAAGGAGCUGACAAUGUUAUCUUAGAGCGGCUACACAAUUCAGACCUGGCGCAGCAAAAAUUGAACGAGAUCAAUACUUCAGCAGGCCAGAGAAAAAUUGAAGAAGCAGAGUUGGUUUUGCAGCAUCGGAAAUCGCUAGAGCAAGCCAUAACACGGGAUAGCAUAGGCGGAGUUUUACGCCAAUCGAUGUCAUUGAGACCUUCGAGAGCCAGCCUGGUUCUCCAAGCUGCCAAAAAUGGGCAUUCUGGCAUUUCCUCAAGUCCUCACGAUCAGGAGUUGCAUAUAAAUUCCAUUGACGAUUUUUUGGGUGCGGUAACAAAGCCUGAGCAAGAUGUCGAAAAUAUAUUCAAUAUGGCAAGGAAAUCAACUCAGAAACAGCAAAGAGACAAAUAUGCUCGCACUUCCACAAGCUACGUACAGGGAUCAUCGGAUAAUCAGCGUGUGAAUAAUAUAAAUUCUCAAGUUGCGGAAACCAGUAGCAUGGCAGAAUAUAUAGGCAGUCCUGAUUUGAUCACGAACGAAGAGUAUGUUAUCGAACGGACAUUACAAGAUAUGGAUGCAUUUACUACAGAGGGUUUACGAACGCUACUCUAUAGCUUCAAGUGGAUUGGCAACCAAGAAUAUGAAACGUGGAAUUCAAGGUAUAGUGCCGCGAAAGCAGCUCUUGUGAACCGCCGUGAACAAAUGGACACGGUUGGAGAAAUAAUUGAGCGUGACUUGACUUUACUAGGGACGAUAGGAAUAGAGGAUAAGUUGCAGGAAGGUGUGCCAGAUGCUAUCGAUAAGCUUCGUCGCGCUGGGAUCAAAAUGUGGAUGCUAACUGGGGAUAAGAGGGAGACUGCGAUCAAUAUUGGCUACUCGUGCAGACUAAUCCAUGACUACUCGACUGUCAUUAUACUAGCUCCCAAUGAUGAAAACAUGGCGUCCAAGAUUACAACUAUUACUCAGGAAAUCGAGGCAGGUAAUGUCGCACACUGUGUAGUUGUCAUUGAUGGUGCGACCUUGACAAUAUUUGAGGGCAAUUUGACCUUGAUGACCCUUUUCAUUGAGCUUUGUACAAAAACUGAUUCUGUGAUCUGCUGUCGCUCUUCUCCAUCGCAGAAAGCCUUGAUGGUAACCAAAAUCAGAAAGACAGAUAAAAAAUUGGUAACUUUAGCCAUUGGCGAUGGAGCAAACGACAUUGCAAUGAUACAAUCAGCUGACAUUGGCGUGGACAUAACAGGGAAAGAAGGCCUACAGGCAUCUCGCUCUUCAGAUUACUCAAUUGCUCAAUUUCGGUAUCUAUUAAAGCUUCUCUUGGUCCACGGAAGGUACAACUAUAUUCGGACAUCGAAGUUUGUGCUUUGCACGUUUUACAAGGAGUUUGUCUUCUAUCUCACGCAGUUAAUCUUCCAAAUAAACACAAUGUUCUCCGGCACGUCUCAAUAUGAACCAUGGUGCUUAACAGUGUUUAACACACUAUUCACAUCUUUACCAGUUUUAUGCAUUGGCAUGUUCGAGAAAGACUUGAAAUCGGUAACGUUAUUAUCAAUACCAGAGUUAUACACUACAGGCCGCCAGUCUCAAGCAUUCAAUUUAGUAAUCUUUUUGAGGUGGAUGGCGAUAGCGGCUCUCAGUUCUGUCAUCAUUUGUUUCACCAAUUGGCAGUGUUGGUCAUUAACUGCCCAAUCGGACAACACUUUAUAUCCAAUUGGCUUGAUAAACUAUACCGCGGUUGUUGUGCUAGUCAAUGUCAAAUGCCAGUUAUUAGAAAUGGCCAAUAGGAAUUGGCUUGCUUUUGCCUCCUUUUUCAUAUCUGUCUGUGGCUGGCUGUGUUGGUGUCUUCUACUACCCGCUAUCUACAAAGAAACAUUAGUUUACGAUGUUCGGGAGGGUCUAUAUCAUCAGUUCGGCCCAGAUAUAACAUUUUGGGCUACAAAUUUAGUGCUGGUGCUGCUGCCUGUCAUGCUUGAUCUUCUGUUCAAAACCUGCAAGGUGAUAAUUUAUCCAUCAGACACUGAAAUCUUUGCUGAGUUAGAACAGCGGGACGCUGUGAGAAAGAAACUUGAAUUCGGUGCGUUUAAUGAGUUGAAGCAAGGAUGGACAUGGCAACGUGAUCCUCCAACAAUUAAGCGCUUGAUGAACAAGGCGAUUGGAAAUAAAAGCGAUACUUUUGAUGGCGUUAUCAACCAUACGCGAUCCAGGAAGAAUACACUACCCGGUGCGACCGAGUUACCUCCUGGAACGCCUAGCAAAGUGACUAUACACAGCAGUGCCACAUAUAACACAGAGGAAUAUGAGCAGUUACCGAGUGGCAAACUUAUCAAGAGAAAAAAUCUAGUACCUGACAAUUCUGGCGGCUCGGGAAACGAUGGAUUUGCCGCCAAAUUAGGCAGGAAGCUAAAGCUUAAGCCAGCAGCCGAGGAUAUUGACGAAAUAAUAGAACGCAGAAUGCAAAACCUGGAAUAG
Eremothecium gossypii ATCC 10895 is the source of this 4728-nucleotide messenger RNA. RefSeq names its product aminophospholipid-translocating P4-type ATPase DNF3 (gene DNF3). The transcript has a single exon. The coding region runs from base 1 to 4728 and encodes 1575 amino acids. Lineage: Eukaryota; Fungi; Ascomycota; Saccharomycetes; Saccharomycetales; Saccharomycetaceae. Gene Ontology annotation, molecular function: ATP binding; ATP hydrolysis activity; ATPase-coupled intramembrane lipid carrier activity. The record is from RefSeq and is marked provisional. Gene Ontology annotation, biological process: phospholipid translocation; endocytic recycling; post-Golgi vesicle-mediated transport. Gene Ontology annotation, cellular component: plasma membrane.